Ilex paraguariensis (yerba mate) is the source of this 855-nucleotide messenger RNA. The record is from the annotation of a GenBank genome assembly. Lineage: Eukaryota; Viridiplantae; Streptophyta; Magnoliopsida; Aquifoliales; Aquifoliaceae.
AUGGAUCAAAGUGCACUCCCACCUCACGUCCUCAUCUUCCCGUUACCCUUCCAGGGCCCUGUAAACUACAUGUUUAAGAUAGUCGAGCUUCUCUGUCUUUCAGGCUUCCACAUCACCAUCCUUCUCACCGACUACAUCUACAAUCGCCUUCAACAUCACUUUACUUUUCAUUACCGCUUUCAAAGCUAUCCCUGGUUACAUCUCGAAACCAUCUCCGAUGGCCUACCGGUGGAUGAUUCCCAUUCCGUUGCUAGGGUGCUCGACUCUUUAAGGACCAUAACCAAGAAACUGUUCAAAGAGAUUGGCGGGACUUUAGGUGGCUUUAUAGCCCCCGGGUUGACACGUGAAAUAAUAAAACCAUUGGGAUAUCUAAAGGGUGCCGAGGAGGUAAGCCGAGGCAUGGUGACACGGAUCAGCCGAUUACAACAUCUAGCAUCUGUACCGGGCAUGGAGGGUUUUCUCCGGCGACGUGAUCUUCCGAGUUUGUUCCGUUCCGGUAACCUAUCUGAUCGAACGAUAGCUUUCAUCAAGAUGGAGGGCGAAGAAAACGCAAGAGCCCGUGGACUCAUUCUCAACACAUUUGAAGAACUAGACCGACCCAUACUCUCACAUAUACGUACUGUCUGUCCAAAUCUCUACACCUUCGGACCACAACAUGCACACUUGAAGGCCAAACUCGCAGCGGCAGCAACGUCAUAUUCACCGUCAUCAAACAGUUUGUGGGAAAGAAGACAAGAGUUGCAUCACUUGGCUAGACUCACAACAGUCCAAAUCUGUGAUAUACGUAAGCUUUGGAAAUCUUGCAAUGAUGAUGAGAGUCCAGCUCAUGGAGUUUUGGCACGGUUUGGUGAAUAG